Messenger RNA from Lithohypha guttulata, 2523 nucleotides. RefSeq names its product beta-glucosidase (gene BGL1). Gene Ontology annotation, biological process: glucan catabolic process. The transcript is spliced from 2 exons. Lineage: Eukaryota; Fungi; Ascomycota; Eurotiomycetes; Chaetothyriales; Trichomeriaceae. The coding region runs from base 1 to 2523 and encodes 840 amino acids. The record is from RefSeq and is a predicted model, not a curated record. Gene Ontology annotation, molecular function: beta-glucosidase activity.
AUGGGCAAUCCGGAACAGCUCGCCCACAAGGACUUCGACGUGGAAGAUGUCCUAGAACAGCUCAAUAUUGACGAGAAGAUCUCGCUAUUAUCGGGUACAGAUUUCUGGCAUACAGCUUCCGUACCACGCCUAGGGAUACCAGCAAUUCGCGUUAGCGAUGGACCAAAUGGUGUCAGGGGGACUAAGUUCUUCUGUAGUGUCCCAGCAGCGUGUUUGCCGUGUGGAACGAGCUUGGCUGCCACUUGGAAUACGGAGCUGAUUAACAAGGCGGCGCAACUUCAAGGUAAGGAGGCUAUUGCUAAAGGUGCCUCGGUGAUAUUAGGCCCGACCACGAACAUGCAAAGAUCACCGUUGGGGGGUAGAGGCUUCGAGUCUUUCAGUGAAGAUCCAGUUCUAGCCGGUCAGAUGACGGCUGCCACUAUCAACGGAAUUCAGUCGACCGGUGUAGGAGCUACUCCCAAACAUUUCGUUGCCAACGACCAGGAGGACCAACGAAUGGCAGUGGACAGCAUAAUCACUGAGCGAGCACUGAGAGAGAUCUAUUUGAUGCCAUUUCAGAUAGCCAUGAAACAUUCCAGUCCAUGGUGUUUUAUGACAGCUUAUAACAGGGUCAAUGGUCCACAUGUCAGUGAGGACUCUAAGCUCAUACGAGAUGUGCUCCGUCAGGAAUGGGGCUUCGAUGGAAUGAUUAUGUCCGACUGGUUUGGGACAUACUCGACAACUGAGUCAAUCAAAGCUGGCUUGGAUCUGGAAAUGCCUGGCCCAUCAACUACCCGAGGCCAUCUAGUGGGUCCAGCUCUUGGGUGUGGAAAAUUGAGGGUAUUCGAUAUCGACAAUUGUGUACGACAAGUGCUUAAGUUGGUGAGAAAGGUAUUACCAUUAGGCAUACCAGAACAUGCUCCGGAGGGUACCAUCGACUCCAAGGAGACCGCAGCUUUACUCCGGCAUGUAUCGUCAGACGGCCUGGUUCUCUUGAAGAACGAUAACAGUGUGCUCCCCUUCAAGAAGGACAAGUCAAUAGCUGUGAUUGGUCCAAAUGCAGAUUUUGCUGCCUACUCUGGAGGCGGCUCUGCGUCUCUCUUGCCAUACUAUGCCAUCACGCCUCUUCAAGGAGUAAGAAACCAGAACAAAGAUGCCCAAUAUGCUCUUGGCGCUCCUGGCUGGAAGAAGCUGCCUCUAAUCACGAGAAAGUUAAAGACAGCAGACGGUAGACAGGGUCUGAUCAUGAAGGUGUAUUUGGAUCCUCCCAGUACCAAAGGCCGUGAAAGCAUAGAUGAGGUAUAUGUGAAUGACUCGAAUAUGUUUCUUGCCGACUACAAGCAUCCGAAGAUCACGAGUUCCUUGUUCUAUGCGACCUUUGAAGGCGACUUCACACCUACGCAAACUUCGGAAUACGAGUUCAGUGUCUCCGUGGCAGGAACUGCCAAACUCUACGUAGAUGGCCAACUAGUUGUCGACAAUGAAACUAAACAACUGCCUGGUGACAGUUUCUUUGGUACAGGCACGCAAGAGGAAAUUGGCAGCAUUAAGUUGGAGAAAGGUAAAACGUACAAGGUUCAUGUUGAUUUUGCGACUUUGCCGACUAUGACCUUCAAAGUGCCAGGCGCCACAGCUUUCGGAGCAGGAGGCAUCAGAAUAGGCUGCGAGCGCAGAAUAGACAGAAAGACCGAGCUUGAGCAAGCUGUGGCACUGGCCAAAACAGUCGAACAAGUUGUCUUGAGUGUUGGCCUCAAUGCAGAGUGGGAAUCGGAGGGUUAUGAUCGAACAACUAUGGACUUACCUCCUGGAAGCGACGAGCUCAUCGAAGCAGUUAUAGCAGCCAAUCCCAAUACAGUUAUUGUUGUACAGUCAGGUACGCCAGUGACGAUGCCCUGGCUUAAAACAGCUCCUGCAAUUGUGCAAGCAUGGUAUGGCGGUAACGAAACUGGCAACGCCAUUGCAGAUAUCGUCUUCGGUAACGUCAAUCCUUCAGGCAAGUUGCCAUUGUCCUUUCCUAUACGAAACGAGGACAACCCAGCCUUUUUGAACUACAAGUCUGAACGGAAUCGAGUACUCUACGGUGAAGACAUAUACAUUGGUUACAGGUUUUACGAAAAGACGAAGAAGGAGGUCGCAUUUCCUUUUGGGCAUGGAUUGAGCUAUACGACCUUCGAAAUGUCUAACCUGAAACUUGCUAUCGACGACAAUACAGACGAAAUUAUAGUGGUCAUUAAUGUCAAGAAUACCGGCAGCUAUGAUGGAGCACAGAUAGUCCAAGUAUACGUCUCACAAGAAUCGCCAUCUCUAAAUCGACCAUCGAAGGAACUCAAGGGGUUCACAAAAGUCUCUGUGAAGAAGGGUGAAGUUGUCAAGGCGAAAGUGAGCUUCUCCAAGAAAUAUGCCACCAGCUUCUGGGACGAAGCGAGAGAUUCAUGGAUCAGUGAGAAAGGCAGAUAUUUUGUGCUCGUCGGAGAUUCAAGCGCAAAAGUACCAUUCAAGGACGAGUUCGAAGUCGAGAGGACGACUUGGUGGAAAGGACUAUAG